This is a messenger RNA of Schistocerca cancellata (South American locust), 834 nucleotides long. Its product is annotated as period circadian protein-like. Lineage: Eukaryota; Metazoa; Arthropoda; Insecta; Orthoptera; Acrididae. The transcript has 2 exons. The coding region runs from base 11 to 622 and encodes 203 amino acids. The record is from RefSeq and is a predicted model, not a curated record.
CAGUGUUGACAUGGCCGCCGGCAGUGCGACGUUGCUGCUGCCGCUGGUGCUGGCAUUCGCGCUGUCCGCCUGCGGGACUGCUGAGGGUAAUGAGCUAAGUGGCCGGGAAGUAUCGGCAUGGCUGACCUCGGGGCCACGGCCGGGGCGAAUCGCGAGAGGCACAAGGGCGGGCAGCAGCUCUGGGGGCAGCCGGACGUCCAAGACGGGGACGAGCUCUGGGGGCGGCGGAACGUCCAAGACGGGGACGAGCUCUGGGGGCGGCGGAACGUCCAAGACCGGCACGACGAGUACCGGCGGCCGGCGGGCGUCAGACGCGGGGCAGAGUUACGCAGGCGGCAGCGCGACCGGGCAGAAGGGGAAGGCCACCACCAGCAAGCCCCUGCCUGCCAGGGACACGACCGCGCCGUCGUCCACUGGCCUCUCCGCGAGCCGCCGGCGGUCGACAACGACGACAACGACGACGACGACGACAACCACCACCACCACUGCCAGAGUGCCGUCUUCCACUGCAGCAACUAGCGCCAGCUCACCGGCGCUGACCCCGUCAACGACACCGCAGCUACCCGUCUACAACUCGACGAGCACCCCCAUGCCUGCUGCAGACAGCAACGACUCUGCCUAAGCUCUGCGAGCUGAAGGCGUAAAUAUUAUUGUGGCGGUGUAGAACUACUGUUCGUUUCUGUGACCUAUAACGGAGAAAGAACCAGUAACAGUGACCAAGAGAAUGUGCACGUGUGUUUGCCUGUCCUUGAAGCUUAUACUUCCGCUUUGCUACUAAAUAUUGAAUAACUAUUUCAAGUUUUUUUCUACAAUAUGUAUUCUACUUUCAAUAAA